Messenger RNA from Rhineura floridana, 2874 nucleotides. RefSeq names its product MBL associated serine protease 2 (gene MASP2). Gene Ontology annotation, molecular function: calcium ion binding; serine-type endopeptidase activity. Gene Ontology annotation, cellular component: extracellular region. The coding region runs from base 358 to 2430 and encodes 690 amino acids. Gene Ontology annotation, biological process: complement activation; proteolysis. NCBI's taxonomy places the organism in Eukaryota, Metazoa, Chordata, Lepidosauria, Squamata, Rhineuridae. The record is from RefSeq and is a predicted model, not a curated record. The transcript is spliced from 11 exons.
CACCACUCCAACCCAAAUGCCACACUGCUCAGCUCAGGCUUUCUCUGAAUACUUUUUAAACUCAACACACGGCCUUAAGCUGUGUCCACCUGAGCUUUUCAUUUGUUUUGAGAGAGAGAGAGAGAGAGAGAGAGAACAAACAGACUGAAGAAUGUUUCCUUCCAACCAUCCUUUGUGUUUCACAGAACUUAUUGACUGGUCUGAUUGACGGGAAGAGAUAAAGACAGGAGUUCAAAAUUCAGAUAAACACCACUGAACCAACAGAAGGGCAGGGUUUUUUUCCCCCUAGCAGUGCAAACAUACAAGGUAGAGCUGUUGAUUCCAGAACUUGUGGACAUCAAGAGGGACUUUUCAAGGAUGAGACUUUGCCUCUUUUUACUCGCCUUUUGUCAUGGGGUGCUUAGUGAUGUCAUCUGGCUGGAGAAAAUGUAUGGCAGGAUUGCAUCCCCAGACUUUCCAAAUAUAUACCCCAACAGCAAGGAGAGGACAUGGAACAUCACAGUGCCCCGUGGUUAUGGGAUCCGCCUUUACUUCACUCACUUCAACGUAGAACUGUCCUACCAGUGUGAAUACGACUAUGUGAAGUUGCGUUCAGGAGGGAAGGUCUUGGCCACUUUGUGUGGGUAUCAGAGCACAGACACCGAGGAAGCCCCAGGAGACAAAACUUAUCACUCGGCUGACAACAACGUAGCUGUGACCUUCAGGUCAGACUAUUCCAAUGAGAAAGAGUUCACUGGCUUUGAGGCCUUCUAUGCUGCUGAAGACAUUGAUGAGUGUGAACAGCUCCUAGACAGUGAGCCACUCUGUGACCAUCAUUGCCAUAAUUACCUGGGUGGCUUUUACUGCAGCUGUCGAAUUGGCUACCUGCUGCACAGAGACAAGAGGACCUGCACAGCCAGUUGUGUAAAUAAGGUGCUGACAGCAAGAUCCGGGGAGAUCUCCAGCUCAAAUUAUCCCAACUCAUAUCCCAAACUCUCCCAGUGCAAUUAUGGUAUCCAGGUGGAAGACGGAUUCAUGGUCAUCCUGGAAUUCAUGGAAACCUUUGAUGUAGAGACCCACCCAGAAGUGGUAUGCCCCUACGACAUCCUUAAGAUCAAAACACCCAAGCGAGAAUUCGGCCCAUUCUGCGGUGACACUCUCCCUCCAAAAAUUGAAACCCACAGCAACACUGUCAACAUCCAAUUUACCACAGACCUUUCUGGCGUUCACACUGGAUGGAAGCUCAGAUACACCACAACAGCCUUGCCGUGCCCCAACCCUAAAGCGCCACCGACUGGUCACAUCUCUCCAGUGCAAGCAAAAUAUAUCAUGAAAGAUUUCUACAAUCUCUCCUGCAACAUUGGCUAUGCACUCUUGGAAAAUGAACGGAUUGUGGAAUCCUUCACGGCAACGUGUCAGAAGGAUGGCUCCUGGAACAGGCCAAUGGCUCAGUGCACUAUUGUUGACUGCGGCCCAGCAGAGGACACCAUGAACGGCACACUUGUGUAUGUUACAGGACCCGGUAUUACUACAUACCAAGCCGAGAUCAAAUAUAAAUGUGAGAGCCCCUUCUACGCUCUGAAAGCAGGAAAUUUUGGUAGCUACCUGUGCGCCCCCGAUGGCUACUGGAGGGAUUCUAAGGGGAGGAAAGCGCCUCCUGUCUGUGAGCCAGUUUGCGGAGUCCAAACUUCAAACACUCUACAGCGUAUUUUUGGUGGAAAGAGGGCAGUGCCUGGCCAAUUCCCUUGGCAAGUUCUGAUAACUGAUGCAAUAGGAGCAACUGGAGGCGGGGCUCUUUUGUAUGACAACUGGAUCUUAACGGCUGCUCACGUCCUCUCAAAUCCAGCAGACGCUCCCCUCCUGACACUGAAACUGGGGCUUCUAAAAAAGAGAGCCACUCACUACCACCAGGCCUGGGCAGAAUCUGCUUUUGUACACACAGGCUUUACCAACGAUGGGGUCAACUUUGACAAUGAUAUUGCCUUGAUCAAACUGAAGCACAAAGUCCCCAUUAAUGCAAACAUUACUCCCAUUUGCUUGCCAGAAAAAAGCAGCAGGUUCCACGUCAACACAGGCAACAUUGGGGUGGUAGCUGGCUGGGGGAGAACAGAGAAAAGGAUGCAGUCCAAUGCCCUGCUGUACACUGAGCUAGAUGUAGUUGAUGCAGAAAAGUGUAAAGCUGCAUAUGCAAACCAGACUUCAGGGGGGAAGCAACUUGUGUUGACAGACAACAUGCUCUGUGCUGGAUAUGAGCAAGGAGGAAAAGAUUCUUGUAGCGGCGACAGUGGUGGAUCAUUAGUGUUUUUUGAUACUCAGACCAAGAGGUGGUUUGCUGGUGGCAUUGUGUCCUGGGGUCCUCCAGAGUGUGGUUCUGCAGAGCUGUAUGGUGUAUACACUAAAGUGAUCAACUACAUUUCCUGGAUUGAAGACAUCAUUUUGAACAAUUCUUGAUUGUGAUUUUUACUGUUUUACUUCAAUAAUAACGUAAAAAAAAUUAACAGCUUUGCAUAGAAUUAGACACAAGCAAGAGUACACUACUGAAUUAACUGGAACUGACUUCUAGGAAAAUAUGCACAGGACCUGGCUGUAAAAGCUUCCAGACUAUUCAACUUGCAGCCCAACCCUGCACGUUUACUCAAGAACAAAUGCUGAGGUAAUUUACCACUGUAAGCUACUGAAGCAGAGAUGACAGCAUCAUUCCACCUGCCUCUCCUAUGUGCCUGUUUUGCUUUCAGGGAAGUUGGGGAUGUUUUUCUGAACAGCUGGCUCUUUAAAGUUGUUUUUCUUCCCAAUUCCUGUGGGGAAAGUGCAACACUACAUACACAGAGUUGCAAAUUCAAGUCAGCAUGUUUUCUUCUUCCAAACUUAGAUGUUAAUAAAAGAACUACAAAUGUG